This is a messenger RNA of Astyanax mexicanus (Mexican tetra), 12662 nucleotides long. RefSeq names its product spectrin, beta, non-erythrocytic 5 (gene sptbn5). The transcript has 71 exons. Gene Ontology annotation, cellular component: plasma membrane; cortical actin cytoskeleton; cell junction. Bases 169 to 12444 code for a protein of 4091 amino acids. NCBI's taxonomy places the organism in Eukaryota, Metazoa, Chordata, Actinopteri, Characiformes, Acestrorhamphidae. Gene Ontology annotation, molecular function: actin filament binding; phospholipid binding. The record is from RefSeq and is a predicted model, not a curated record. Gene Ontology annotation, biological process: actin cytoskeleton organization.
GUCAAUCUACUACCCGCUAUAGCUUCAAAGUUCAAUUCAUCACUUCACUGAUCAGCCUGGAAGAAGGAGCUCUACUCAAACUGACCUAAAAACAUGGCUAUCUUUACAUCUUAACCCUUAACUCUGUGUUUAGGCUGGAGAUCUGACAAAAAAAAGGACUUUGUGAAGAUGUCUGAACAACCAGAUUUAGACGACUAUGAGCAGGGACGCAUCCGAGAGCUGCAGGAGCAGCGCAUGACCGUGCAGAAGAAGACCUACACCAAGUGGAUGAACAGCGUCUUCUCCAAGAACGGGGAACAGGUUGAGCUGAAUGACGUGUACACCGAGCUGAAGACUGGAGUUCACCUGGUGCGACUCUUGGAGCUCAUCUCCAGGGAAAAGCUGCCCAAACCCAGCCGACGCACCCUCAGGGUACACUGUCUGGAGAACAACAGCAUCGCCAUUAGCUUUCUUAAAACCAAGAUCCGAGUAGAUCUGAUUGGUCCUGAAAACGUUGUGGAUGGAGACAGAACUCUGAUCUUGGGCCUCCUCUGGAUCAUUAUUCUCCGCUUCCAGAUCGGAGCAAUUAAUCUCGAUGAGGACAGUGGUGAUGCCAGCUUGGCCCGGCGUUCGGCCAGAGAGGCUCUUCUGAUCUGGUGUCAGCGCAAGACUGCUGGAUAUGAGAACGUGGACGUUCAGGACUUCUCCAGCAGCUGGAGGGAUGGGCUGGCCUUCAACGCUCUUAUCCACGCUCACCGUCCAGAUCUCUUUAAUUACGGCCGACUCCAUCCAGACGAGGCACGGAGGAACCUGGGUCACGCCUUCAGCCUGGCUGAGACCGAAUUUGGCAUCAUGCAGCUGCUGGACGUGGAGGACAUCGUGGUGCCUCAUCCCGAUGAGAAGUCCAUCAUGACAUAUGUCUCACUUUAUUACCACUACUUCUCUAAAAUGAAGCAAGGGCAGACGAUCCAGAAGAGGAUUGCCAAGAUCGUGGACCUCCUGAAAGAGCUGGACGAUAUGAAAGACCAGUAUGAGCACAUGGUCUCUAACCUCCUACUCUGGAUCAAGACUAAAGUGGUGGAGCUAGAUGACCGCUCUUUUCCCAACUCCUUAGCGGGUGUAAAAAGCCUGGUGACCGACUUCAAGACCUAUCGCACUGUGGAGAAGCCCCCUAAGUACCAGGAGCGAGGUGCUAUCGAAGCCCACCUCUUCAACCUGCGCACCAAGCUGCGAGCCAACAACCAGCGGGCCUAUAUACCUCCAGAAGGCAAGACCCUGGGAGAUAUUGAGAAGAACUGGGCCUUGCUGGAGCGGGCAGAGCAUGAGCGAGAGCGGGACCUUCAAAAAGCCCUGCUGAGGCUGGAGCAGCUCGAGCAGCUGGCACAGAAGUUCAGCCGCAAGGCAGCACUCAGGGAGAGCUACGUGCAAGACACACUGCAGCUGGUCCAGAAGGAGGACCUGAAGGGUCUGCAGAGUCUGGAGGACGCUCAAGUGGCAGCUCAACGACUUGAGGCCCUCUGCACAGAUGUACUGGCUAGUGAACCUCGGUUUCAGGCCCUCAGUGAGAUGGCAUCGGUCAUUCAGAGGGAGGAUUACCACAGCAAGGAACAGAUCACCACCAGGGAAAAGAAAAUCUCCAACAAAUGGCAGGUUUUGCUCCGGCAGAUGCAGCAGCAAAGAGAGUCAGUUGGAGAUGUUGUGAACACGCUGGCUGUCCUUAAAGAUAUCGAGCUGAUCUCACAAGACCUCAAGGAUUUGCAGGCUCAGGCAGAAUCUUCUGAUUUGGGGAAGCAGUUGCCAGAGGUGGUGGAUCUGCUGCAGAAGCAGGAUCUGUUGGACACUCAGAUCUCCUCUCUUGGAGAAACAUUGAGCUCCAUCAGCAGCAGUGCCUUACGGGGGAAACACAGGGAUGUGUCUCAGGUUCAGAGCCGAGUCAGAGAUCUCAAUACCCAGUACAACUCCCUCCUGACUUUCAGCAAGAACAGGAGGAAAAACCUGGAAGGUCAGCUGAAACUCUUCGAGUUCUUCCAUGACUGUGAGGAGGUGGAAGCGUGGAUCUAUGAGAAGUGGCUUCUGGUGCAAGCAGCAUCUUUGGGAAGAGACCUUAGCCAGAUUGAACAAGCCAUUCAAAAUCAUAAGGCUUUGGAAGCAGAGGUGCAGUCUCAGGAGUCUCUGUGCUCUGGAGUCGUGUCGAGGGGUGAGGAUCUAUGCAGAGGGAGACACCCCAAUGAGAGGGAUAUCCAGAAAUGGAUUCGGACUUUGCAGAAGCAGUGGCAGCAGCUCAGGGACCAAGUCUCCAACCGCAAGAACAGACUGCAUGCAGCCAGUGUCAUCAAACAGUAUUUUGCAGAUGCAGCAGAAGCUAAUUCAUGGUUAAAUGAUCGUAAACCCCUCCUUACUGCUGAGGAUUAUGGGAAAGACGAGUUAAGCACUGGUGCCCUGCUCCAGCGCCACCAAAGAUUGGAGAAAGACAUGGAGGCAUAUGCUUCAGAGGUGAACAGACUCGGAGAGCAGGCUAAAAGUGCUGCCCAGCUCGCUCCACUAACUACCGAACCUCAGCAGAGCAAGAUGGUGCACUAUAGUGAUUCAUCAGGAGAUGAAGGACAGACAGUGAAGGAGAAAGGAAGAAGUUUAAUUAAAGGCAAAGGAAGCUUCAAGGCAGCUGAAACUUCACCAAAACCUUCUCCAGUACAACAGAUACCAGAGUUUAAUGCCAAAAUUAGGUUCAAAUACAGAGGUGUGAAUAUAACCUGGGAUCGUGGGGAAAUGUUGAGAAUUCUCAGCAGAGAGAAAGAUGAUAAACUUCUUGUGCGAGACAGUAAAGGAAAUGAACAAUUAGUGCCUUCUACAUACAUUACAGAGCUGCCUACAGCUCAAGCUCCACCUGCGCCUGUAAAUGGGGUUCCAGAGACCCAGACGAGGAAGGUGAGCCGGCCUCGCCGCACUCGUUCCAUGCGACGGGGCACAGCUGAAAUCACCACCGCAUCAAUACCUGAUCCACACUUCCAGAAAGACACCAUAGAGUCUACUCAGAGCAACCUAGAAAAAGAUUUUAACAGCCUCUAUCAGCUAGCACAGUCGAAGAGGAAGAUCUUGGAUGAAACCGCUCAGCUGCAUCGGUUCUACAAUGCCUGUGAUGAGUUUGAGUCCUGGAUGGAGGACAAAGAAAACGUUCUCAACACCUUCAGCUCCAACGCUGACAACAUCGAGGUUGUUCAGGCCAAGUAUGAGAAUUUUCUUACAGAGCUGGCCAGUGGGAAGGGUCAGCUCGAUGACAUCACCAAACAGGGCGAGGAACUUGUGAAGAAACAGCACAGCAAAAAGAGAGAUAUUCAGUCCAGACAAGCCCAGGUCACUGACAGGUGGGAGAAGAUUCAGGCUCUAAAGGAUGAGCGAGCUCAUGAGCUCCUCAGCUCAGCAGAUAUCAAGUCCUUCCUGCACACCUGUGACGAGGCCAAAGCCCAGCUGCUGGAGAAGCUGGACCAACUGGAUACUCCAGAUGUUGGGAGUUCCGCUUCAUCUCUGCAGGCUGAGGAACGCAGCCAAGCCCAGGCUGAGAGGGAGAUAGAAGCUCUGGAGAGGAAGAUAGAAUACCUGAAGAGUGUGGCUAAAAUGAAGCAGGACUGCAGCCCUGCAGAGAGUGCUGCCAUCAUGGAGGAGGUCCGUGCUUUGGAGGACCUUCUGCGGCAGGUCAAGACCCAAGCUGCCAACAGGCAACGCAUGCUGGAUGAGGCUCGACGGCUGCAGCUCUUCCAGAAGGAAUACAAAGACCUGAUGCUGUGGUCUGAGGUGAUGGAGGAGCGCCUUUUAGAGGAGGAGAACAUCUCUGAUGUAGGUUCUGCUCAUGCACUGUUGAAGGAGAAUCAGGACUGGAGGCUGGAGAUCGAUCAACAGCGAGCCAGGUUGGAAGCCAUGGAAAAGCUGGGUAAUUCUUUAGAAGCAUCAUCUGGGGGCAAGGAUGUGCAGCAAACACUGGCAAAGUUAAACCAUGAAUGGAAUAAGCUGGACAAACUGUGGGCUAGUCGAAACAAAAGGCUGCAACAAACACUUGAACUCCAGAAACUAAACACAGAAGCAGAUCGAAUAGACGCGACGAUAUCCGGUCAUGAAGCCAGGCUCAAAAUUAACGAUCUUGGGGACUCUGUGGACAGCGUUCACAGUUUGCUCGGGCGACAAGAGGAAAUUGAGAGUUUGCUCAGAGCUCUCGAACAGCAGAUCGAUAACUUUCAAAACCGAAGCCAAGAGCUCAUUGACAAACGCCACUUCGCAUCUAAACAGAUUCAGCAAAGAUCUCGAGCCAUUGAAGAACGAAACAGAAAGCUCAAAGAAAGCUGUAAACAAAGAAGACUGGAAUUAUUAGCCUCCAAAAAAUAUCAGGAGUUUUACCGAGACGCAGAGGAGCUGAUUCUUUGGAUGGAAGAGAAAUUCAAGAUUGCUGAAGAUGAGUCGUACAGAGAUCCUACAAACGUCCUGCGCAAACUCAAGAGACAUGAGGCAGCAGAGAAAGAGAUGCAAGCCAAUCAAGUUCGCCUGGACAGACUAAUUGAGGCAGGAGAAGAGAUGGUUGCUGAAGAUCACUACAACAGUCAGAGCAUCCAGAGGAAAUCUCGACAGGUGCGGGGCCGGUGGAGCGAGCUCCAGAGGAAGAUGACGGAAAGAGGAGAUAAGCUAAGACAAGCUGGCCAACAGGAGCAACUCAUGGAGCUGCUUCAGGACGCCAAAGUGAAAAUUGAUGAAAUUCAGUGGAUGCUGCAACAUGCAGCAAGAGGCCAUGACCUUCGCUCCAGCCGACAGCUCCUCAAGGAGCACAAGCAGCUGGAGCAGGAUGCUCAGGAGCUGGCGGACAAAAUCAACUCCAUCGUCGCCCGUGCCAAACACUUGGCUGUGAACCACUUUGAUUCACAGAGAAUCCUCCAUGAGACAGACACCUACCUGAAACUAUUUAAAUCUCUACAAAAGCCUUUAGAUCAUCGCAGAAGCCAGCUGGAAGCGGAUGUGUCUCUCUUCAGCUUUUACCAUGAUGUGGACCUGGAGCUUACUUGGAUCGCUGAACAUCAGCCUUUAGCAGAUACCAGUAACUAUGGCAAAUCCCUGGCUGGUGCCAUCAACCUUCUACAGAAGCACAAGGAGCUUCAAGCCGAGGUCAACGCCCACAGCCAGUAUCUUCAGCGUGUGUUGGAUAAAGGGCAGGCUAUGGUCAGGUCCAGCCAGUGGGAUGGGCGAAAGGUGCAGCAGAGGUGUGACCAUCUGCUUGCCGAGUGGGAGGAGCUAGAAGAUGCCUGUGAAAAACGCUCUGCCCAUCUCAAUAAAGCGGUUGUGCGAGAACAGAUCCUGCUUGAGUGCGCCGAGCUGGAGAACCGCCUGUCUGAAACAUCAGCCUUGGUCAGCGCUGACUACGGCAAGAAUGAAUUGGCCACACAAAGUCUUAUGAAACAGCAUCAGGCUGUGGAGGGUCAGAUUGAGGUGUUAGCCGCUGAGGUGGAUGAGCUGAAGUCCAGCGUGGACCAGGCUGUGCGUACCUGGGGCCUGGAGGAAGUAAAAAGAUCCUACAACCCAAUCAAAACUCAGCUUAGUAAACUACAGCGCUCAGCUAGCCUCAGAGACCAAAGACUCCAGGAGACCCUUCACUUGCAUGAAUUUAAGCGCGAGUCUUCAGAUCUGGAGGAGUGGAUAACUCAACAGCAGCUGAUUGCCUCCUCUGAAGACUAUGGGUCUGAUUAUGAGAAUGUACUGCAUUUACAGGCGAGGUUUGAGGUGUUCCUGAAGCAGCUAGACGUGGGCUUUGAGAAGAUGCACACGUGUGAAGAGCUGGCUCGCAGACUCAUCAAAAACAACCAUCCUGAGAGAAAAUUCAUCCAGGAGACACAGGGGAUACUUAGUGAAUCAUGGGAGGAGCUGCAACAUUUGUCCAAGGAGCGAAAAGAGAACCUGCACAAGUCUGGGAAAUGUCACAAGGUGUACAAAGACUUGACUGUUGCUCUGGGACACAUAGAGGAUCGGUACAAAAGCAUUCCUGAGGAUGUUGCCAAAGACAUUCAAGGUGUGGUGAUGCAGAUAAGAAAGCAUGAAGCUUUGGUGCAUGAGCUGGCUGGACAUGAGCAGCAGCUGCAGGAGCUUCUGGAUGCAGCAGACUCGAUUCUAGACCUGUGCUCCACAGAACUGAGGGUUAAGAUGCAGGAGCAGCAGCAGGAGGUGGUGGAGAGCUGGGAGAAACUGCGCAUGACCAUGGAGCAGAGGGAGGAGGAGCUCCGACUUGCCAAACAGCGCUACCUCUUUCUCAACACUGUACAGGACUAUUUUCUGUGGUGUUCUCAAGUCCUGAAUGGAAUGAAGGCGGAGGAAUCCAUUCGUGACGUGGCCACAUGUGACCUGCAGCUUUUCCAGCAUCAGCAGCUGUGGGCUGAGAUCGUGGCUCGCGAGGAAACUUAUGCCAAAGCUGUAGCUAUGGGUCAGCAGCUGCAGGAGAACAACAUUCCUAAUGCCAGUGAGGUUGAAGAAAAACUGAGAACUCUGCAGGCCGAAAGAGAAAAGCUGACAGAUAACUGGGAAUCAAAGCAGAAAUGGCUGGAAAACACCUACUUGGAGCAAGUGUUCUACAGAGACAUUGAAAACAUGGAGAAAAUCACCAACUCACAAGAGGUUCAGUUGAAAAACAGUGAUUUGGGAACGACGGUGGAUGAGACAGACACUCUAAUCAAACGUCAUGAAGCCUUUGAAAAACUUCUUGGAAGUCAGGAAGACAAGAUGACUGCUCUUCAGGAGACGGCCGAUAGUUUAAGGCAAGGUGGAGUCACACGAGAGAAAUCCAACCACAUUAAAAACAAACUCAAAGGUCUCAAAGAGAGGAGGGAGCGCAUUAAAGAUCUGUCAGAGAAACGCAGAGGGGAGCUCGAGAUCUCCAAGCUUCUUUGUAUUUUCAACCGGGAUGCCUCUGAGGCAGAGGAAUGGAUAUCAGAGCGCAUGCAGAAGCUGCAAGAGGAUUCUAAGGUGGACCUGAGCAACCUAAAGACCAAAAUGAAGCUUUUGCAAAAGCACCAGGUGUUUGAGGCCGAGAUUCUGGCUCAUGGCAAGAUCAUCGAAUCUGUUCAGCAGACAGGAGAUGAACUGGUCUCCCUUCGUCACCCCAGGUCUAAAGAAGUGCGACAGAGCGUCUCUGCUCUGAUCUCUCACUGGGAGGCUCUAAAACAAGCCGUCUCGGCCCGAGGGAAAGUUCUAGAGGACAACCGUGACUUUCUGGAGUUCCUACAGAAAGUGGAGCAGGUUGAAGUAUGGAUACGGCAGAAGGAGGUAAUGAUUAAUGUAGGAGAUCUUGGGGAGGAUUAUGAACACGGCCUGCAAAUAUUAAAGAAACUGAGUGAAUUUAGAAGCUCCAGCCUUGGAGAUGUGACUGUAGAUGACGCCCACAUCAAGACCAUCAACAGCCUGGCAGCUCGACUAGAGAGGCAGAACAUUGAUGAGCUGGUCACUGUGAAGAAGCGCAGGCAGCAGCUUAAUGAAAGAUGGAAUAAUUUCCAUGGAAAUUUGAGCAGCUAUAAAAAGAAACUACAGGGAGCACUGGAAGUUCACUCUUUGAUCCGUGACCUUGAGGAGGUCAGGGAGAGGGCGAAUGAAAAGAUGCUGUUGCUGCAGGGUCAGAGCUGUGGAGAGGAUGUGGAGAGCGUGGAGAACCUCAUACGCAGACAUGAGGAGAUGGAACGGGAGGUUCAAGUGAUCCAGGAGAGAGGCGCAGUCCUGGACAGAGCGACUAAAGAUCGACUGAGGACGCAUUCUGAGCUUUCUGACAAGCUCAGCAAGAAGCAGAGAGAAGUAAACACCACUUUAACAAAGCUGGAUAAAGAAGUAAAAUUAAGGAGGGAGCAUUUACAGGAGUCUCAUCAGCUCUGCCUGUUUAAGGCUAAUCAGCGGCUGCUGCUGGACUGGACUCUUAAACAGACUGCAGAAAUUGGGAAGAAGGGUUUGCCCAAGAGCAAGACUGAAGCAGAGACUUUUAUUGUGGAGCAUCAGGAUUGGAAGGCAGAGAUAGAUGCACGUGGCGAGCGAAUCGAUUCAGUGAAGAAAUUUGGACAGAAUCUAAUGAAGUCUGGUCAUAGCGAUGCAGCAGAAAUCAAAAAAGCCUUAAAUAAACUUGAAGAAGCUAAAGAUGGACUCCUUCAAGCUUGGGAGGAGAGAAAAGCAAAACUGGACCAGGCACUUGACCUUCAGAUAUUCCUUGGCUAUGUUGAACAAUGUGAGAGCUUAUUAAGCAACAUGGAAGCUUUGCUGGCCAAUGAAGAUCUUGGGAACUCUCUCUCUGAAGUGGAGGCUCUACAGAGAAAGCAUGCUCUGUUUGAGAACUCUGCAGAAGCUCAGCUAGAGCAGGUGGCAGAGGUGGAGAGAUAUGCUCAGCAGCUGAUUCGGAAAAAGCAUUAUGACUCAGAUAAUAUCAGCAAGAAGAGCAAAUCUGUUCAGCGCAGAAAGGAAAAAAUACUGGAGUUGAGCAAAGUGCGACAAAAAGCUUUGGAAGAAUCUUUUCAGCUACAGAAAUUCUUAGAAGGUUCCUAUGAGGUGUGUUCCUGGUUGAAUGAGAAGAAAUCAGUGGCUCAGGAUGAAAGCUGGAGAGAUCCAAUCAAUUUACAAGCCAAACUACUAAAGCACCAGAGCUUUGAGGCUGAGAUUCUGGCCAAUCGCAACAGCGUGGAGACCUUCACGAAGGAAGGUGAGAAGAUGCUAAAUGCAGGUCAUCCAGCCAAGAACAAAAUUAAAGCUAAAACAAAAGAAAUCAGCAGCGGCUGGGAGCAGCUUUUACUCAACUGCAAGGAGAAGAAAUUACGCUUACAGGAGGCAUAUCAGGCUUUGCAGUUCCAGCGCUCUCUGGAUGACGUUGAGGUGUGGCUGGACUCAGUGGAGGCUGAGGUGAGUAAAGAAGACUGUGGAGAGGACCUGGCCUCGGUCAGCAUGCUGCUGAAGGCUCUACAGGACUUGGAAGAAGUGGUGGAUGGUCAUCUGGAGAAGGUCCAAGGUCUUGUGGACACGGCCAAAGACUUCAGCUCUAAAGGCAACUUCCUGGCUGAGGAGAUCCAGCAGCGGGUUUGGCACACAGUCAACCGGUAUAAUGGUCUGGCUGAACCGCUUCAGUCUCGUAGAGAGACUCUAGAGUCAUGGCAGCUGCUGUACCAGUUCUACAGGGACAUAGAGGAUGAACUGGCAUGGAUUCAGGACAAGCUACAGGCCACAACUUCAAAAGACCUGGGUACAUCUCUACAGAGCACACAAGCUUUGGUCAAAAAGCACCAGGUGAAAAUGCAGGAAAUAGAAGGCCGUACUCCUCUGGUGCACGCAGUACUAGAUGCUGGACAGAACUUGGUGAGAGGGAGGCACUUUGCAUCACAGGAGAUCAAUGAGAAACUGGUUGAACUGAAGGACCUCUUCAACACAUUGAAGAAAGAGUCUGCGAAGAAGGGUCGGCUCCUUCAAGAAGCACUGGAAAUCCAGAGCUUCCUCUCAGAGGUUUCUGAGUUGGACCUGUGGAUGGAGGAGCUGAUUCCUGUUCUUGAGUCUAGAGACUAUGGUAAAAGUGAGGAGGCUACAGGAACUCUCCUCAGGAAACUGGAUACAGUAGAUCUAGAGCUGGAGAACCACCGAGGCAAAGUGGAGUCGUUACAGAAGAAUGGGACUGAACUACAGAACUCUGGCCAUCCUAAUAGCCACCUUGUGAGCAGCAGCGUCACAGACAUGGGAAAGCGUUUUGCGUUUCUGCAGCAGCUGUCAUCUGAACGCCGCUCCGCACUAGAGGACCUGUACAACCUCUUUGUGUUUGAGAGGGAAACCAGAGACCUACAGGGCUGGUUUCUGUCUCACAAGACCCUGGCAGAGUCUGAUGAUUGCGGACAAGAUCUGGAGGAUGUAGAGGCCCUGCAGAAGAAAUUUGAGGAUUUUGAAGGUGAGGUCAAGAGUUUGGGUCAAAACAAACUUGCUGCAGUCCAGAAGCUGAAACAGGAGGUUAAAUCCUCAGAAGCUCGUCAAAAAGAGAAGGCACUGCUGAAUUUGUGGGAGGACCUAAACACGGCUGUGAAAACACGAGCAGAGAAACUGCAAUCAGCUCGUGAAGUUCAUCAGUUUGACCAUGACUUGGAUGAGCUGAGGAGCUGGAUAAGUGAGAAGGAGGUGGUGCUGGACUCAGAGGAGCAGGAGCACGACCUGCUCAGUGUCCAGGCUCUUAUUCGACAACAUAAUGGCCUUGAGAGAGAUUUGGCUGUGAUAGAGGAAGACGUGCGACGGCGACAGGAAGAGGGCAGGGCUCUGGUCAGGCGGUAUCCCCAGGUCAGGGACAGUCUGUCGGAGAGGCUGCAGGACUUGGAGGAAAGCUGGAGCAGUCUUCUGGAGAAGGCCGGCCAGCGCAGACACAGGCUCCAGCAGGCUGAGUCUGUCCAGAGAUAUCUUACCAACUGGAGGGAGCUCAUGGCGUGGCUAAAAGAGUCAUUAUCUCUGGUGACUGGGGAAGGACUCCGAGGCGAGGCUAAAGACUUGACUCAGCUAAUCAAGAGGCACGAGGAGUAUCGUACUCAGAUUGACCGGCAACUGGACAAAUCGGAAAUGGUGAAAAAUGAAGGAAGGCGUCUCAUACAGGAGGGAAACUUUAUGAGUCAAGAGCUGGAGGAACGUCUCACAGAAAUCCAGGAGCUGGAGGCACUGGUGCUACAGGGCUGGGCUGAGAGGAGAGAUGUGUAUCAGGAGGAGCUGGAGCUGCAGCAGCUUCAGAGAGAGCUGGAGCAAGCUGAACACUGGUUGAACAACUAUGAGAGUGCGAUGACUGCAGAAGACUAUGGGGACUCGGUUUCAGAUGUUUUAGAGCUAAUGAAGAAACAGGAGGACCUGGAGGCCAUGAUUCAAGCUCAGAGUGAACGAUUUAACAUCUUACACGAGAGAAAAGCACAGAGAGAGCACAGGAUGCAAGAGGCCUAUGGAGGACAUAGUGGCUCCAGAAAACAGCCUGUUCGUGUGACGUCUCUUAAGAGAAAGCCAUCAGAUCGACCUGUUCCUGCUCCACGACCUUCUAUAACCAACCCUAUCCUGAGAAGGAACAGCAGUGGCCGGAGCAAUGGUUCACCAGUGACCUCCACUGUUUCCACAAAGUCAUCAAUACUGAGAAGAAGCAGCAGCGGCAAGAGUGACCGUUCUCCUGGGGUUCCUCGAGUAGCAUCUGCGUUAAGCAAGAGCAGCAGCACAAAUGAUACCACAACCUCAAAUAUUCAAUCUUUAAAAAGUCGCCCAGACGUCGCUAUUAAAGCUCUCAGACAAAACUCUGUAGAAAAAUCACUGACAGAUACAACAAGUGCUGAGAAUUCCCUGCCGUCCGUUACUGACGGUUCUUUGUACAGAUCCCAUCUUGUUCCCACCACAAAAUCCAACCAGAGCUCCAUGGUUGAAGAUGAUAUAGAUGCCUUAAGACCAAAAGACUUAGACUACAAAGAUUCCUCUCUUGACAUUUCCAAACCAACGAUCUCCAACAAUGAGGUCAGACCAACAAGCCCCCAAAAAGAGAUUGAGGAAAAACCUCCAACUUCAGCACCUCCUGAACCUCAUUCUGUAGUCACCCUUGAAAAACCUGAGGAUACCAGCGCUGCCUCCCCAUUCCCUGACCUUCCUCCAUCUCCACCACCAUCUCCACCAUCAUCUCCUCCCUCAUCUUCACCCACUCAAAGAAACGUAACCGAGAAAGCUGAGGACUUAACUGAGGAAACACCAACUGAUCCUCCAGUACCUCCAUCUCCUGUACAAAACAAGGUCAGAGAAGACCCAAUCAAAAUGGAGGGACCACUGGAGAUUAAACUAAAACAAGGAGGAAUUAAAGGUGUAGAGCAUUGGGAAGCUGUUUAUGCACUACUGGAGGAAAAAACACUGAAUCUGUUUGUGGAUCAGAAUGCUGCCACUGAGAACUGCACCCGAUGGCCACCUAUUACCAUUGAUGGAGCCAUUUGUAAAGAUAACCCGUACUACAGGAGAAAGAACCACACAUUCAAACUCAUUCUGAAUGAUGGUAGCCAAUACCUCUUCGCCGCCUCGUCCCAGGAAGAACUACAGAAGUGGUUGGAGGCACUACAAAGUUGUACCAAUCAGAAAAGCUCAUCAGAGAAUGCCAGAAUGAGAACAGAAGAAAAGGAAGAGGCAGUAGAGCCGCUGGUUUUAAAAUCAGCAGACACACCUGAGACACAAGCCUUCACAACAGAUCCAGUACUGAAAAAGGAUUCUACAGAGAAUUCUGACACAGAAACAGGACCGCCUCCCAAACCUCCACACACUUACUACAAUAUACAUCGCUAUCCAGAUGGAGGAGAGAACAGCGACUCACGGUCUUUAGGAAGUCUUCAGAGGAAUUUACCUCCCUCUUUCCCUCCAGAUCAGCCCCCACCGAUCCAACAAAGUGAGAGUGGAAACAAGGAGAAGGCCAAAAAUAAAAAUGUCUUCAAGAAACUGUUCAAAAAAUGAAAUUCAACAGUCAUGCAUCAAACAUUUUUACAUUUUUCAUUCUGAAAUUCAAAUGUUAUAAUUAAAUCAGUGUUUACAGUUUAAAAUCACUAUUCUGAAUCUCUUAUAUUUAAUCACAUCACAGUUGUUGCAUUAAUAAAAACUACACGUUUAAAUGCUUAUUUGCUUUGUACACUAAUUAAAAUGUAUUUUCACAAUAAAAUGUUUCUGACAAAGUA